AUGGCGGGGCGGCAGGCCGGGGCCGGGGCCGGGGCCGGGGCGCUGCUGGCGCUGCUGGCGCUCCGGGCGCUCCGGGCCGCCGCGCACCCGCAGUGCCUGGACUUCAGGCCGCCCUUCCGGCCGCCGCAGCCGCUGCGUUUCUGCGCGCAGUACUCGGCCUUCGGCUGCUGCGCGCCCGAGCAGGACGCGGCGCUGGCCCAGCGCUUCGGGGCCCUGGCGGCCCGCGUGGACGCCGCCGUGUGGGCCGACUGCGCCGGCUACGCGCUCGACCUGCUGUGCCAGGAGUGCUCGCCAUACGCAGCCCACCUGUACGACGCGGAGGACCCGGCCACGCCACUGCGGACGGUGCCCGGGCUCUGCGAGGACUACUGCCUAGACAUGUGGCAGCAGUGCCGGGCCCUGUUCCGCCACCUCUCGCCCGACCGUGAGCUCUGGGCGCUGGAGGGCAGCCGCGCCAAGUUCUGCCGCUACCUGUCCCUGGACGACGUGGACUACUGCUUCCCGCACCUGCUGGUCAACGAGCGCCUCACCUCGAACCUGGGCCGCGUGGUGGCCGACGCCGAGGGCUGCCUGCAGCUGUGCCUGGAGGAGGUGGCCAAUGGGCUGCGCAACCCCGUGGCCAUGGUCCACGCCCGGGACGGCACCCACCGCUUCUUCGUGGCCGAGCAGGUGGGGCUGGUGUGGGCCUACCUGCCCGACCGCUCGCGGCUCGAGAGGCCCUUCCUGAACAUCAGCCGGGCCGUGCUGACUUCGCCCUGGGAGGGUGACGAGCGGGGUUUUCUGGGCAUCGCCUUCCACCCCAGCUUCCGGCACAACGGCAAGGUCUACGUCUACUACUCCGUGGGGGUCGACUUUGAGGAGUGGAUCCGCAUCAGUGAGUUCAGGGUCUCAGAGGACGACGUGAACACCGUGGACCACGGCUCUGAGAGGAUAAUCCUGGAGAUCGAAGAGCCAGCUUCCAACCACAAUGGCGGCCAGCUGCUCUUUGGGGACGAUGGGUACCUCUACAUCUUUACCGGAGAUGGGGGGAUGGCUGGAGACCCCUUUGGAAAGUUUGGAAAUGCCCAGAACAAGUCGACGCUGCUGGGCAAGGUGCUGCGCAUCGACGUGAACCGCAACGAGCGCGGCCCGCUCUACCGCAGCCCGCCCGACAACCCGUUCGUGGGCGACCCCGCCGCGCGCCCCGAGGUCUACGCCCUGGGCGUGCGCAACAUGUGGCGCUGCUCCUUCGACCGCGGCGACCCGGCGACGGGCGCGGGCCGCGGGCGCCUCUUCUGCGGCGACGUGGGCCAGAACAAGUUCGAGGAGGUGGACCUGGUGGAGCGCGGCCGCAACUACGGCUGGCGCGCGCGCGAGGGCUUCGAGUGCUACGACCGCAAGCUGUGCGCCAACGCCUCCCUCGAUGACGUGCUGCCGAUUUUCGCCUACCCUCACAAGCUGGGCAAGUCGGUCACCGGGGGCUACGUGUACCGGGGCUGCGAGUACCCCAACCUCAACGGCCUGUACAUUUUCGGGGAUUUCAUGAGCGGGCGCCUGAUGUCCCUCCAAGAGAACCCAAGGACAGGCCAAUGGCAGUACAGUGAGAUCUGCAUGGGCCAGGGCCAGACCUGCGCCUUCCCGGGCCUCAUCAACAACUACUACCCAUACAUCAUCUCCUUCGCAGAGGAUGAGGCAGGGGAGCUGUACUUCAUGUCAACGGGCAUGCCGAGUGCCACAGCUGCACGCGGGGUGGUCUACAAAGUGAUCGAUCCUUCGAGACGGGCGCCCCCCGGCAAGUGUCAGACCCAGCCGGCCCAGGUGAAGGUGAGGAGCCGCCUCAUCCGCUUCGUGCCUAAAGAAAAAUUCAUCGGGAGGACCAGGAGCACCCCACGGCCCACAGCGCGCGCGCCCACCAAGGCGCCCCGCCGCAGCCGUCCCACGGCCGCUCCUCCCGUGCCCACUCCGCACGCGGCCCGGCCCACGCGGCGACCCGGGAGGCGCAGGGGCAGCGGCCGACGGCGGGGGCGGCCGAGCGCGGCGAGCCCGGCGUCGUCGAACGGCGCCGUGCGCCUGGUGCGGCCCGCGGGCCUGAGCCCGGGCCGCGGGCGCGUGGAGGUAUUCGUGGGCGGGAGCUGGGGGACCGUGUGCGACGACGCCUGGGACGCCAAGGCCGCCGCCGUCGUGUGCCGCCAGCUGGGCUUUGCGCACACGGUGCGCGCCACGAAGCGCGCCGAGUUCGGCGAGGGCCGCGGGCUGCCCAUCCUGCUGGACGACGUGCGCUGCUCGGGCGCCGAGCGCAGCCUGCUCGAGUGCACGCACGCUGGCGUGGGCACACACAACUGCGAGCACCAGGAGGACGCGGGCGUGGUCUGCAGCCACGAGGACCCCAACCUGUAGGCGGAGCACCCUCUGACCGGGCCCUCCUCCAUCUGACCCGCGCCUGACAGGGCCCCUUCCGCGCGUGAGUGCCUGGUGUGUGCACACGCGUGCAGGGGCCCGAGGUUCCUGUGAGUGUAUGGGAUGAGCUGGUCUGUCCGUGUGUGCUGUCCUGGGAAGCCGGGGUCCCCAGGGCAGCACAGGGGUGUGUGUGUGGAGUGCAUGCGGUCCGUCCGGUGUUUUCUGUAGACCUAAAGCCUGAGUGUGUGUUGGGGUCCGUGUGUGGAAAUGUUUUUGUCUUACGUCCAAGUACCCCUAGCAGCAGCAGGGACACAGUGUGGCCGCAGGACCCUGAGGACCGAGUGGGCAGCCAGGGUGACACCUGGCUGCCUAAACAGGGGCACGGCCAGCAGAAUGGGGAAGGGCAGCGGGCCUGGCCUGGCCCCGCUGGGAUGGAAGGCUCUAGACUGCUGGACCGGGGCCCAGGAACGUGGCCGAAGAGUGUGGACCAGUGGGCUGGGAGGUCAGAGGCUCGGAAACCAACAGGAAGGCACCCAGUGGGGCAAGGAAAGGCUCGGUCCCUAACAGACUGAUGGGUUCGGGGUGCCCUGUGGGCCAUCGCCACCCCAGUGAGGUCAGGCUGCCUGGGAGGAAGCGAGUCCCCAUCUUGGGGGAGGGUGUCUGGGGGCCUGGAUGUUCUCUGAGUCUGUUGCUGGGAAAAGCCUCCGGCCAUGUGAACUUCCCCAUCGGGUCCGCGUCGGUGCUCUGGGGAGGGUGCUGGGCCUCCUUCCAGCCUGAGGUCUGACCCCCCUGCUCCUGGUGCAGAAGCCCCUCAUGGGUGGGGCUUCCACUCAGCCACGCUGAGUACCAAGCUCCUGGGGGCAUUUCUCAGCUUCCAGGGCUGUGUUGUGGCCACCCUUCCCCACCCUGUCAGUGAAUCCCAGGGACCCCCUGAUUCCCCCAGGACUCCCUUCCCCCGGGUCGGGUGCGACCGCUAAGGCUUUGUCAAGCAGGGCUGCGCGGGCAACGUGACUGUUUACAAACCACCCUUCCACCUCUUCUUUCUGACCCAGGCCUGCCUGGGGGAUGUGGGGGGUCCGCAGCCUCCCUGUGGCUUUCCAGGUGAUGGGUCUGAGGCACAGCACGGCAGCAGCUUCCACCAGGGGCCAGAGCCUCUGCGUUCCUUCUCUCACGAAGGCCUCCACCUGGGCUCAGCCCGGCCCCUGGUGGGGAGCUGUGUUGGGUGGGCCCAGUCUUGGCAGGGGAUGGGGGCCGAGGGGGGAGAGACAAAUGAGCCACCGGGCAGCGAGGACAGGAUAUAGCCAGCAGCAACUCAGGGACACAUAGGGGGCUGUGGGGGUCUUGGUGAGGUGGCCCAACCCAGUCUGGAGGGCUUCCUGGAAGAGGUGAUGCCUGCAUAGCGUUCUGAGAGUUGAGCUGUCACUGGGGUGGUGUGUCAGGCAGAGGCAGCAGUGGGUGCCAAAGCUGGGUGGGGUCAUCCAGCAGCUGGUUGAAGCUGAGUGUAGAAUAGGGGGCUGCAGAAGAAAGCUUUAGGGGUGACCUCCAGAAUCCUCCUACCUUUGUGCUAAAGUGGGGUUGCUGAGGGGUCAGGCCCUCGUGGCUUGUCUGGUCCUGCUGAGCCUGUUUGGAAAUCGCAAUUAGCACUGCCAUCAAAUGUGCUGCAGACACGCUGGACACGCUGCAAGCGCUUUAGGGCACCUGUUAGCUCAUUUAAUCUCCAGGACAGCCCUAUUUUCUUUCUCCUUGAAAGAUGGGGAAACGGGUGCAAAGAGGUUAAACAUCUUAGUUGAGGGCACCCAGCCAGGGAGGGAAGAAGCCACAUUUGAACGCACGCAGCCUGCUUCUAGAGCCUGCCUGUACCCUAACCACCGCACUCCCCAGUCCGAAGGGUACUAAACCCCCAGAAGGGCGUGGCUUGGCCAGGGCUGCCCAGGGCCUCUGCCCAGUGCAGGCUGCCAGCCUGGCUGGGAAGCAGCUCAUGGAGACCCCUGUGGGCCCCUCUGCCCAGCGGGCGGCUGUGCUGCUGGCUUCCUGCUGACCGUGGGCCUCGCAGCGCCCAGGGUGCUGAGCUGGCAUCUGGACUUCCUGCCUGCUGGCUGCCCGGGACGCAGUGAAAUUCUGAACUGCUUGGUGACUGCCAGGCCCAGCUCUUCACAGUACGGAUGGGGAAGCAAACCCACGGAGGCCGAGUGCCCCUGGCCUGUUGCCAGGAGCUGAGCUGAGCCCAGAACCUGGAAAGUGCAGGUGGCAGCAUGAGGCCCUGGCCCGGCCCCCCGGCCCCCCCACCCUGAGCAGCUGUUCUGCCGGCGGCAGGACCUGGCCAGUUGGGGAGAGGGGUCCCAGCAGCCUCUACCUCCUCUCCAGGGGGCACCUCCCACUGCUCCUCAGCAUCCACAGCCUGGGACCACCCCCCCGGCAACCUCCCCUAGGUGAGAGGGUGGUCUGGUCCUGAGCCCCAAGUGUGACUGUCAUUAGUGGGAGGUGACUGGUGGGUGGGAACAGUGAGGACCCUGCAAGAUGCGGGGGGUCGGGUGGGCGGGGAGAGCCUGGGUAAGGUCCUGGUUCCCCACUCUCCACUCCUCCGGGCCGUGCUGGCCUCACCCCGCCAGUCCUCCUUUCAGGAGGCGCCCCGCCUGCUCCCCUCACUCCUCCCAGGCAUCACCUCUCAGGGCCCGGACAAGGCUCGGGCUGGGGGCUGGUCCCACAGCGGGGCCUGACUCACCAGUCCCUUAGGCCAUGAGAAUAAGGAGAGCUAACUUAGUUGAGCACUUGCUGUGUUUCAGGCCCAGAGAGUUACUCACCAAAAGUCACACAGCCUAUUUAAUAUUUGAACCCAGGCUCUGCUUCUCUGGAGCUCAGGCUGUAGGCUCUGGCCUUGCUGUGCCACCUCAGGGCCUUGAAUUCAUUGCUGCCCCCAUCAGACCCUGUCUUUAUGCAGAUGGGGUAACUGCUCCUCCCCACCAGGGAGUGGCAGAGUCAGGUGCAGGCUCGCUGUCCAGUGCUCCUUCCACCCUCACUGGCUGCCAAGGGAGUGCUCACUUCCUCCCUAGAGUCCUCCAAGCCCCUGGGGAUGAGGCAGGUCCCUGUCAGGCCUCCUCCCAACCAGCCUCCGCCCGCACCUCCUGCAGCCAUAUGCCAGAAUGAGCUCACGAACCAAACCCUUGCCACAUCCAGAAAGGGGCUGCCUCUGCCCAAUGGCACACAAUUUACUUCUAGUGCCCUCAGAGCCCAGUGCCCAGCACGUGUUUCCCCAGACCACUUGUUCUCCUGAGUCCCUCUGGCAAGUCCCAGCUGGGCCAGGGGCCCUGGGAGGCUGCCCUUCUCCUUCCACAAGAGGAAAGGCCCUCUGUCCCUGAAAGCUGCAGGCAGCGACUGAUGCCAAGCAAGCUAGCGCUCAACCCCUGGCAUCCCUGUGUUUACACUUUCUGAAUGCUUGACUAAGAGGCACCAUCCAGGAGCCAGAGACCAGGGUUCCAGUCCUGGCUGUGUGACCUUGGGGAGGUCACUUAACCUCUCUGAGCCUCUUUGAAAAGCAGAGGUGAUACUGUAUCUCAGCAGCAUCCUUGGAAGAAUAAACGAGGUAGCAUUUGCAAAUGUGCUCUGGCCCUGAGAGGGCAGUACACGUGUAAGGGGUGUGGUUAGACUCUCCAAAUAGCCAGGGACCCUGCCAGCCUUGGUUUUGAACAAAAGUCACAGACACAUGUGACAGAAUAGUGUUAACUGAACAAAAUGAAAUUUUAAAAUCCCUAUGACAUCUUGCAUUUUCCAUUUGAUUAUAUGCUUUUGUCAUUUCUUGCCCCCCACAAAAACUGAUGUCCAAACAAGCAGCAGCUGGAGUCCGUGUCUGGCCCAUUCUCGGCUGCUCAAUGGGCAAAAGUGCAACACCAGCCAGGGGUCUCCACUGGCUUCUGCCAACUGCACAAGCGAGAGUGGGGAGGGGCUUGCUGAGGAGGGACCACCCUAAGAAUGGCCUGGGAGCACAUACUCAAAAUGGGAGGAAAAUUAGCCCCUUCCUGCUAACAGGUAGAACCCCAGUCUUCUUGUGGGGCCUCAAUCCUCCUAGCUGCCUACUAAGAAUGAGCAUUUAUUGAGCACUUACUGUGUGCUGGACAUGUCAGUUCAUUUAAUCCUCACAGUGGCUCCAUAAGGCACCCUUGACAUCACCAGCCCCAUUUCCAGACAAGGAGACAGAUCCCAAGGGUAAUUAGGUAACUGACUUCGCGUCCCAUGGCAGGAGAGGAAGGGGCCUUGGACUGAGACACACCCUUCCCAGGGACCCAUCCUUCCCCUCCUCCACCCUGCCAUGCACCCAAGAGAGACAGCCCUUCAGAGCUGCCCACCUGUUCUGCCUGCAUCUUCCCCAGUGAUCCUGCUGGGAAGCCACUUCCUGCCUGGAGGCCACACCCGUGGUUCUCCAGUCACCUGCAGGGAUUGUUUAAAGCACAGGUUGUCAGAUCCUGUCCUCGACUCAGGAAGCCUGAGGUGGGGCUGAGACGCGGCAGCACUCACAAGUCCAGGUGAUGCUGACGCUGCUGGUUCUGGGGCCACCUGGAGAGCCAUUGUGUCCACCAGCCCUGUCCAACAGAAACAUGACGGGAGCCACAUCUGUAAUUUUUAAUUUUCUGGUAGCAUAUUAAAAAGGUAAAAAGAACC
Molecule: messenger RNA, 7029 nt
Organism: Choloepus didactylus (southern two-toed sloth)
Lineage: Eukaryota; Metazoa; Chordata; Mammalia; Pilosa; Megalonychidae
Gene: HHIPL1
Product: HHIP like 1
Exons: 9
Coding region: 1-2376 (791 amino acids)
Cellular component (GO): membrane
Source: RefSeq, a predicted model, not a curated record